This is a messenger RNA of Rotaria sp. Silwood2, 1383 nucleotides long. The record is from the annotation of a GenBank genome assembly. Lineage: Eukaryota; Metazoa; Rotifera; Eurotatoria; Philodinida; Philodinidae.
AUGGAGAACAAAUCUAUAUGUGUAACAAAUUCGAAUACGGCUUCUGAUGAAGAAGGAGUUGAAGCAACAGUCAUUAGCAAAGAUGAACAAAGGACAACUACUGUUCACGAAAAUGGUUACGAAUCUGAAUGUAGUUCGAGUUCGAGAAGUGAAGAAGAUAUAACUCGUUCAGUACUUCAAGUGGAAGCAGAUGCAUUCACACAGUUUAUUGAACGACAACGUGUUGAAGUUAUGUUUGAAUUACGUCAUUUGCGUUUGGGUGACCGACCUGUAACUGGUCAACCAAAUCGUGAACGAAUCGAAACCUUUCUAAAUAAUAUUCAUGAACGACAACAAAAUGUAAGAACACCAUCAACACGACCUGUUAGACCUAGUGCUCAUCUAGCUGAUAUUAAUGCAUUAGCUAAUCGCCGAUGUGUAUCAGCUACAUUAAAUAGUACAGCAUUUCGACAAGAUCUUGAAAAUGCUAUUCGACGUUCAAUUGGAACACGAACAAUGUCACCAGUACCACAAGUUCCACAAGCACCACCUAUGCCACAAAUUUUAUCAUCGACUAUUAUCGAACAACAAUAUUCACAAAUUACACCAAGUUCACCAACGUUACCGGUACACGUUGAACCAGUUAUUAGAGAACAACAACGUUCUCAAAUUAAUCCAAACCCUACACAUGAGCAAUUCAAUCUUGAAAGACAAGAACGUGAAUUACAUGCAUGGCAAACAAUAACUCAAUUACAACGUGAAACCAUUGUCUUGGAAAUUAGUGAUCUUGUUCAUCGACAAUUGGUAACAAGUGCUUUAGAAAGUGAUUUUCGUCAACAUCUUGAACAAAAUAUUUACACUCGUUUCGAACGAGAAGCGGCAACUCAACAAGAACAACAACCAGCACCAAUAAUCGCAACACCAUACGUUCCUCCUACGCCUGCUCCGAUACGAACAACACCUAAUACUCAUGCUGUAAGUAGUCUAUCUAACGAAAGAUUCUUUACUCUUCAUACAAAUAAUAUUUAUAUUCUACAGUCUACUUUGACUAUUGAUGAAUUAUCAUCACGAUUUGAUACCAUGCAGAAAAUGCUACAGCUCAUGUUUUCUAUGCAAAUGGAUAUGCAACGAUCAUUACGUCAAGAAGUAGCAAGUGCUAUUGCUAAUAAUUCCUCAACUAUGGUAACUACAAUGAGUCAACCAAUGAAUGCUGGCCAUUGUACAAUAUGUUUGACUGCUAUUGCUGAUACAGUACUUUAUCGUUGUGGUCAUCUCUGUGUAUGUUAUAUGUGUGGACUAAAUCUUCGAGAAACAAGAUCUACUGUCGGUAUCAAAUGUCCAAUAUGUCGAGCUCCAGUUGAUGAUAUUCUGCGUGUUUAUCGAAGUAGCCGUGAUGGAGAAUAA